GUUCUGUGGCACAGCAGAGCAAAGCACCAGGAGCUGUAGAGGAGAGUAACGCUGGAAACCGGCGCUUCUGUAAAGUCGGUUGAAUGUAUAACAUGAUGGAAACCGAGUUAAAAAGUCCGCUGCCUCCGCAGUCCACCGUGGGCUCGGGACCGGGCGGGAAGAGCGGCGGCGGGAGCGACCAAGACCGCGUGAAGCGGCCGAUGAACGCGUUCAUGGUGUGGUCGCGCGGCCAGCGCAGGAAGAUGGCUCAGGAGAACCCCAAGAUGCACAACUCCGAGAUCAGCAAGCGCCUGGGUGCAGACUGGAAGCUGCUCACCGACGCUGAAAAGCGGCCGUUUAUCGACGAGGCGAAGCGCCUGCGUGCCAUGCACAUGAAGGAGCACCCGGAUUACAAAUACCGGCCGCGGCGCAAGACCAAGACCCUGUUGAAAAAAGACAAGUACUCACUACCCGGCGGCCUCUUGGCUCCUGGCGCGGGCGCAGUUAACAGCGCUGUGUCCGUGGGCCACCAGCGCAUGGACAGCUACGCACACGUGGCCAACGGCUGGACGAACGGCGCGUACUCGCUGGUUCAGGAACAGUUGGCCUACCCGCAGCACCACGGUAUGAGCAGCCCACCGCCUCUGCAACAGAUGCACCGCUAUGACAUGACGGCGGGUCUGCAGUACCCAAUGAUGUCCACAGCGCAGACAUACAUGAGCGCGGCGUCCACGUACAGCGGCGUGUCGUACGCGCAGCAGAGCCCGGGCGCCGUGGGCCUCGGCUCCGUGGCCUCCGUGUGUAAGACCGAGCCCAGCUCGCCUCCGCCUGCCAUCGCCUCACACUCACAGCGCGCCUGCCUCGGAGACCUGAGGGACAUGAUCAGCAUGUACCUGCCACCCGGAGGAGACAGCGCCGAUCACAACGCACUGCAGAGCAGCCGCUUACACAGCGUACAUCCACACUACCAGAGCGCGGGGACCGGGGUGAACGGGACACUGCCCCUAACCCACAUUUAACAGACUCACUCGUGUUUUCGGGGUAGUGCAGGGGUGUGGAGCCGAAAGAGUGAAGGAAACACUGCCCCUGAGAUACAUCUAAGAGACUCCUGCUUUAGGGGUAGAAGAGUUGAGAUGCUGAAUGGAGCAUUACCCCUAACCCACAUUUAAGAGACUCAUGUUAUAGGGGUUUUGAGGAAACGGGUGGGGGGUUAAAAAAGGACUAAGUACUUCGGAUACUUGAACAUUUAUAAUUUGAAAACAAAAGAGAAAAAAAUCGCAGUUCUUUUUUUUUUUUUUUUUUUGGAGAAAAAAGAAUGAAACUAUUUUAAUCUUGAUAAGUUGUCCGUUUGAAAGUUUAUGACAUAUCAUGAACUGGGUUCUGAAUUGCUCUCAGUUUAGACCUGCAUUGCAAAGGAGCUUUUUUUUUAUCAUAAGCUAACGCAAUCAACGUGUGUGUUUGUGUGUGUGUGUGUGUGUGUGUGUGUGUGUAGGAAAAUCGGACUUCUGACUUGAAAUGCCGUCAGAUUUUCUCUCUAUGAAAAAAUAGGCACAUAGCUUCAUGAAGAGGCUGAUGUAAAUCCAGAAAGAAAGAAAGAAAAAAAAAACACUGGAGGAAGAGUAUGUUUGCUCAUUUUAAUGUUUACACUUAAUUUGUAGAAUGUCAGUUUUGUUGGCUGUGUCCAAACCUGUGUAGUCUUUUUUUUUUUUCUCCCCCCCCUGUUUUUGUUUCUGAAUUAGUUUUACACUGAAAUGAAAUAACUGUGCUGGUCGCGAGCGCAAAUUUUGUUUUUAUUUAUAGUACUUUUUUAUUUUAUUUUAUUUUUAAAAAAGUUUUUGAACCACAGCCUUUAUGUCUCGUUGUUCACUUUUCGUUUCAGAUUUGUUUGUGUGAAUCUUCUUUUCUGUGAAUGUUUUUACAUUAUCAGUUUAACCCAUUUAUGUGGGACGGAGAGUUUUAUUUAAACGGGCGUUUCUGCUUAUUUUAAGACCAUCCUCUAUUCUCAAAUGUUGAAUAAAUUUGUACAAAAGAA
This is a messenger RNA of Ictalurus punctatus (channel catfish), 2011 nucleotides long. It is a transcript of the gene sox3, whose product is annotated as SRY-box transcription factor 3. NCBI's taxonomy places the organism in Eukaryota, Metazoa, Chordata, Actinopteri, Siluriformes, Ictaluridae. The record is from RefSeq and is a predicted model, not a curated record. Gene Ontology annotation, biological process: regulation of DNA-templated transcription; anatomical structure morphogenesis; cell differentiation. Gene Ontology annotation, molecular function: RNA polymerase II cis-regulatory region sequence-specific DNA binding; DNA-binding transcription factor activity, RNA polymerase II-specific. The transcript has 2 exons. The coding region runs from base 84 to 998 and encodes 304 amino acids.